AGUUGCUCUCAGAUUGCCAAGAUGAGAGGGCUCUCCAGCAACACGCUGCUGUGGGCCUUGCUGCUUGGCUUGCUGGUUGUGUACGAGACUCGCGCCAAACUCGGCUCAGUGCAAGAACCUGGAGUGGAAGGCUUACACUCCGAGGCAGAGAAAUCCCUCCUACCAAAACCCAACAAAGAAAAUGGACCUCAGAGCUACGCCACGAAGCUCCGAAGGACGCUGAGGGACGCAUCCGCCGACGGCAGCACCAGCCCGACCAGGAAGAAACUGCAGAAAGCGUCGCCAAGCAGUGCAGUGAAGCCGAAGAGAAGGAAAGCGGGAGGGACGACAAGCCCCCCGAACUCGGCGAAACUUCAGCCUAAAGGAGGGAAUACUGUGAAUGGUGGAAAGCGGGUUCCUUUAGGGGGAAAUCGUGACAAUGCAAAGGAGCGGAAACAAAAUGCAACACCAAAGAAACUGAAGGAAAGUGGAAUCAAAGACGGCGAGAAAGACGGAGAUAGCAGAGAGAAUGGAAAGGGAGAUAAUAAACCACGCAGAAAAGGGAAUAGAGGCAAUGGCGGUAAAGGGAAGGAAAAUGCUGCAGAGGUGAAAAAUGUAAAAAAGAAUGGAAGGGACCGAGACAGCAAGAAGGCUAAAGAUCAGAAAGAGAAACAAGGCAAAAACGGAGGUAGAAAUAAUUCAGGGAAGGUGAGGAAAGAAGGCAAAGAGAAAGAGACAGGGAAAGGAGCCAAUGGCAAAAGAAGGAAUGGGAAAACAAGCAAAAAACAAAAGAAAAAAGAGCAGCAGAGAAAGGGAAAUAAAGGGGGAAAUAUUAAGGACCAGAAAAACAAGAAGGAUGAAGAAAAGAAUGGUAGAAAUAAACCCGAGAAAAAAGAAAAUGGCAAUGGAAAUAAACAAGGUAAGAUAAAUAAAAAAGGCGGCAGGACGAAAAAAGAAGACGAUAAAAAGAAGAGAGAGGAGAAACAAAAGAAAAAUGAAAAACAAAAUAAAAAGAAUCGGAAUAAGAAGAACAAAGAUGAAAGCAAAAAGGAUGUCGAGAAAAAAAAUAAAAAAGGAAGUAAGGAAGGGAAAGGUAAGAAGAACGAAGAAAAAGAUAAAAGGGAGAGGAACAAGAAGGGAAAAGAAUCGAAGAACAUGAACAAAAAUUCAGUUCAAGAAGGACGCACAUUGGGGAAGGUCCCUGAAGAAAGGAAGAAAGAUGACGGACCAAAGAGGAACAACAGGUUUAAAUGUGAGGAGAAGAAAAAGUGCUCGAAUCUAAAAGGCAGAUGCAAGAAAAAUAGGAAGAUUACCGCAGACAACUGCAAGAACUUCGUGAACAAAGGAUGCAAGAAUAAGCCGGACGCUCAAUGCACUUGCUGCUUGAAAAACAAUAAGUGCAAGAAAUCGUACAUGAAGAAGCGAUGCACCAAAAAGGGAGGAAAAGCUAAACUCAAAGAGAAGUGUAAGAAAGAUUCCAUAGACAACGCUGUCCAUGGCGACCAGUGCACAUGCUGCUUACCUUGCAAGACGACCAAAAAGUGCAAGAACAAGGAUGGCAAAUGCAGCACGACUUGCAAACACGGAGUCUGGGAAGGCGUCAAGUGCAAAGGAAAAGGGUGCCAGUGUUGCAGAAAGAAGAAAGAUAAAGAUGUCACGGAGAGCCCAACAACACCAGGAGGAACAACUUUUGGAACAACACCAGCAGGCGGAACAACACCUCCAGCAGGUGGAACACACCAGCAGGUGGCAGGUCAGGAGGAACAACACCAGCAGGAGGAACAACCAGUGGAACAACACCAGCAGGAGGAACAACGCCAGCAGGAACAACACCAGCAGGAAACCAGCAGGUGGAACAACCAGCAGGAGGAACAACACCAGCAACAACACCAGCAGGAGGAACAACCACAGCAGGUGGAACACCAGCAGGAGGAACAACACCAGCAGGUGGAACAACACCAGCAGGAGGAACAACACCAGCAGGAGGAACAACACCAGCAGGUGGAACAACACCAGCAGGUGGAACAACACCAGCAGGAGGAACAACACCAGCAGGUGGAACAACACCAGCAGGAGGAACAACACCAGCAGGAGGAACAACCCCAGCAGGAGGAACAACACCAGCAGGUGGAACAACGCCAGCAGGAGGAACAACACCAGCAGGAGGAACAACACCAGCAGGAGGAACAACACCAGCAGGUGGUACUACUCCAGCUGGUGGAACAACACCAGCAGGCGGAACUACUCCAGCUGGUGGAACAACACCAGCAGGAGGGACAACACCAGCAGGUGGAACUACUCCAGCUGGUGGAACAACACCAGCAGGUGGAACUAGCUAGGUGGUCCAGCUGGUGGAACAACACCAGCAGGAGGAACAACACCAGUGGGUUUAGCACAACGAAUAGACAGACUACAGUUGAUAUAACUACAACUGGACAAAUUACACCUAACGUCCCAUCGACCAGUGUUAAGCCAAUCAGUAGUGGAAGGCCAGCCACCACCAGCGGGCCAACUACUAGUGCUGGAGCAACUACUUCAGAAGGGUCAAGCACAGCAGCAGAUGAGCCAACUACAGCAGCCCCGUCAUCAACUAGGGCUCUGCUAGAUGAAGUUCAAGAUUUGGCAAACGAAAUGAACAACGCUGUAGCCGAUUCGGAAAAGAACCGCCGCCGUCGCGAUCUUCGGCAGAAGCGGCAGGGCAGCAGCACCACCGUAAAUAUCGAAGUGGUCAUCCAAAUCAGCGUGAAGAUUAAGACCUGGCUAGUUGAUAUCGACAGACGACCGAUAAAGAGAAUUCUCAAAACGACUACAAAGAAAUCGGUGCGUCUUGCUAGCAAGAUUAUCAAGGUUGCGGAAAGAGAGGAAAAACAGGAAGUCCUUUCAGUAAAGAAAGAGCUGAUAACAAAGGUUCAGCAGUCGAUCACGGCAAUCCAAGGAUCAAUGAGCUCGCUGCAACAAUCACUAGCACAGGCAGGCUCUGGCGUGGCAGGUGGUGUUACCAACAACGUGAAUAUUAUUGUAAAAAUAUCAGCUGUCUUGAAGGGCAUCAUAAAGUCUGGUCUUGGUGCGAUCACCAGCAGUUCUGCAGAAACUCUUACUAGUUCCGAGGCAGAACUUGAGGCACUUCUUUCUCAAGUUCAAAGCGGUACCGUCACUUUCACAACUGAGGAAAUCACUCUUGUAGAGACAACACAAUCGGAAAUCACAACAGCAACUGCCAAAGUUACAGCGGCACAGGAUAAGAAUGCGGCUAUGGAGUCUUCCCAACAACAGUCAAUUCUUUUGGACAGUUUAUCAAGCGCCACAUCUAUUGUCAAGGAACAAAUUGAUCUACUAACAUCUGCAAUGAAUUCAUUCACUGAAGGAGCCGCUUCCGUAUCAGUUACGAUAUCAACAAGCCUUAUUAAUCUAUUGAUCACCCUACAAACAUCUAUUGAAUCUGUUACUGUAACACAAAUUCAAGAUAUCAAGGCAUUUGAGGAAGAAGCUACAACGAUCCUCAAAAAUGAAGCCUUUACAAUAACAAAUUUCGCACAACUUGUAUCUGCAAACAACAAACUAGCUUCAACAGUAAAUACUAAAAUUGAAGAAACCCUUUCUCGUACUGCCAUUAGUGAAUCUCUUGACAUAUUCUACGAGGUUUCCUUCUUGGUAUUUUCUAUAGUGGAAACUGCAGAAGACAGAGAUAACUUCAUCGAGCACCACUACACAGAGUAA
This is a messenger RNA of Penaeus vannamei (Pacific white shrimp), 3696 nucleotides long. Lineage: Eukaryota; Metazoa; Arthropoda; Malacostraca; Decapoda; Penaeidae. The record is from RefSeq and is a predicted model, not a curated record.